AUGCUCAAAUCCCUAAACACUUUCAUAUUCGGUCUAACUCCAGAGGAAAGAGUGCGUAAAUGGCAAGCGAAUCUACGCAAAGAGUCUAGAUUACUUGAUAGAGAGAUACGUCAAUUAGAUCAGGCAACGAACAAAACAAAGUCCUCUUUGAAGCAGUUGGCAAAAAGAGACGAUAGGAAAUCCUGCCGUAUUUUAGCAAAGGAAAUUGCACGCUCUAAUAAGCAAAAAGAGCGUUUGUUAUCUUCAAAGGUCACGCUCAAUUCUAUAUCGAUGCAGCUAUCAUCCCAGUUGUCGACAAUGAAAGUGACUGGUAGCUUACAGAAAUCAACAGAGAUUAUGAAACUAUCUUCAUCACUUAUUAAACUUCCUCAGUUAUCUAGCACUAUGUCACAGAUGUCACAGGAAAUGAUGAAGGCUGGCAUCAUGGACGAAAUGCUUCAAGAAACAAUGGACGCGCAUGACGAAGAGGAGGGUCUCAACGAGGAGGCUGACGAAGAAGUUGAUAAGGUUUUAAUGGAAAUAACUGGUGGAAAGCUCGACCAAAUUGGUUCAAUGGCUGAUAAAGAACUUCCCGUGCCAGAAGAACAAAAUCACGAUGAAGAGCUAGAAAGAAUGCAGAAGCAACUAGACGGCUUGUUACGCGGCUAA
Messenger RNA from Wallemia mellicola CBS 633.66, 648 nucleotides. RefSeq names its product vacuolar sorting protein VPS24. The record is from RefSeq and is a predicted model, not a curated record. Lineage: Eukaryota; Fungi; Basidiomycota; Wallemiomycetes; Wallemiales; Wallemiaceae. Bases 1 to 648 code for a protein of 215 amino acids. Gene Ontology annotation, biological process: late endosome to vacuole transport; endosome transport via multivesicular body sorting pathway; protein transport. Gene Ontology annotation, cellular component: ESCRT III complex; multivesicular body. The transcript has 3 exons.